Fonsecaea multimorphosa CBS 102226 is the source of this 1335-nucleotide messenger RNA. RefSeq lists its product as uncharacterized. Bases 1 to 1335 code for a protein of 444 amino acids. Lineage: Eukaryota; Fungi; Ascomycota; Eurotiomycetes; Chaetothyriales; Herpotrichiellaceae. The record is from RefSeq and is a predicted model, not a curated record. The transcript has a single exon.
AUGACCAGCCGGAUGAUCAUCCUGGCGGGAGCUCCAGAGCCAGCGAAGCUCGACUGGAGCGAGAAAUCGCUUCUGCCGGAUUCCGCCCACGUCGAGUCUCUUCCCACCAACAAAGAUUCACCAACUCCGCAGACCCCAUUAUCACCCUCAUCCAAAGCCUUCGGUGCCCAAUGGCGACAGAUCACCACGCAGAAGCUCCAAAUGCGACCGAUCUUGCCUAAACUCAACAUUGAAGCACGCCAGACGGCGCCAGGCAGUGCAUUACCACAUCAGGGCGGCCAACAGAAUGAGCCCAGUGAGAUGGACCGCAGUGGCGUUGAAUUCUUCUCCUUCUCCGAGUUGCUUGGUGUGUCUACCCCGAGCAGCGAUAUCAGUGAAGCUCAGUCACAACCUUCAUUGUCUGGCGGUUCAUCCUCGAUUCCAGACACCACUUCCAACAGUACGGGAGCGUUCAACACUUCGGAAGGCGGGCCACUAUCCGAGUACUACGACCAUUCCUUUUCCAUCUACGAAGCCAUCCCUUCCUCACAGCUCUCGCACUUCUCCGACUCUAUUACGCCCGGCACGCCCACCUAUGAAUCGAACGAGGAGAUGUUUUCGUCACAGCAGGGCCCCGGCACGCCUGGCGGUAUCAUUAGGACGCCUUCACAGCGACGAUUAAGCCAAGCGCCACGACCGAAAACGCUGAGUGAGUUACAAGACAUUCCGAAUGCGGGGUACUUGCAGAACAUCUCCCCACAGACCAUGACAGUCAACUUGGUUGUGGGCAUCAUCUCCAUUGCGCCGCCAAGGACAGUCAUCACAGGUGCCCGAUACGGCCGACCGAAGGAGGUGGACUUGGUAGAAAUGGUGGUAGGUGACGACACGAAAUCCGGAUUCUCCAUCUCCAUGUGGUUACCGAAAGAGAUGCGGGUGAACUGGAAAGACGGAGCCAACGCGAACCCGGAAGGAAGCCGAAGCAUCCUACGUCGGAGUUUGCGGUUUAUGAAACCUCGGGAUGUGGUGUUGCUCCAGAACGUAGCGCUCAGCUCAUUCCGGGGCAAAGUGCACGGGCAAAGCCUGAAGGGCGACGUGACCAAGAUCGAUCUGUUGUUCCGCAAGAAAGUGGACGACGACGAUUUAAGUGGCAUCUACUCGGUGAGCAACCUGCGGACGGCCAACGUGGGCAAGGACCCGCAGGUGCUGAAAGUGAAGAAAGUGAGGGAUUGGAUGAUGGAGUUUGUGGGUGAACGAGAGGGAGGGGUGGGAGGUGGAUUGGGGCUGCCAGGAGGGAGGAAAGGGAGGAAGAACAAGGCUGCAUACGGCUUUACCUUCUUACCUGAUGAUACACCAUGA